UGGAACCAGACCUAGACCCAGCAGAAACCCGGGCUCCAGCUCGCUGCAGCUGCUGCGCCGGUUUGCCAAGGUCUGGCCAUCUUGUUUUACAGCAUAAUCAACCAUGACUACAGAAUCGGGAUCAGACUCUGAAUCCAAGGAUCAAGAUCAAGACCAGCAAGAAGCCCCUGCUCAGCAAGGGACAGCUGGGGCACAACCUCAAGACCAGCAGCAGCAGCAGCUCAGUGAGGAACAUCAGAACGCGAUAGACCAGUUCUCUGCUGUGGCAGCACACAGUACGCCUGUGAAAAAAGAGCAGGUCACUGACAGAGAACGGGAGUUUGCUGCUGCUGCUGCAAAACAGCUGGAAUACCAGCAGUUUGAAGACGACAAGCUCUCUCAAAAAUCAUCAUCUAGCAAACUCUCCAGAUCUCCACUAAAGAUUGUUAAAAAGCCGAAAAACAUGCAGUGCAAAGUGACGCUCCUGGACGGCUCUGAAUAUGGAUGUGAAGUGGAGAAACGUUCCAGAGGUCAAAUAUUGUUUGACAAAGUAUGUGAACAUCUAAAUCUUUUGGAAAAGGACUACUUUGGGCUAACAUACAGAGACAUGGAAAACCAAAAGAACUGGUUGGACCCUGCAAAGGAAAUCAAAAAGCAGAUCCGAAGUGGUGCUUGGCAGUUCUCCUUUAAUGUGAAAUUUUACCCUCCAGAUCCUUCCCAGCUGUCUGAAGAUAUUACCAGGUACUACCUCUGCUUGCAGCUGAGAGAUGACAUAGUGUCUGGAAGGCUGCCUUGUUCUUUUGUUACUCUUGCUCUUUUGGGGUCCUAUACCGUUCAGUCGGAACUUGGAGAUUAUGAUCCUGAUGAGUAUGGAAGUGAUUAUGUCAGUGAAUUCCGGUUUGCACCAAAUCAUACUAAAGAACUGGAAGACAAAGUAAUCGAGCUGCACAAGAGCCACAGGGGAAUGACACCUGCAGAGGCUGAGAUGCAUUUCUUGGAGAAUGCCAAAAAACUAUCCAUGUAUGGAGUGGAUCUACAUCAUGCCAAGGAUUCUGAAGGAGUUGAAAUCAUGUUAGGGGUUUGUGCCAGUGGUCUCUUAAUAUAUCGAGACAGACUCAGGAUAAAUAGAUUUGCCUGGCCAAAGGUUCUGAAAAUUUCAUACAAGAGGAACAAUUUCUACAUCAAAAUCCGACCAGGAGAGUUUGAACAGUUUGAAAGCACUAUUGGGUUUAAGUUGCCAAAUCAUCGUGCUGCAAAGCGUUUAUGGAAAGUAUGUGUUGAACACCACACAUUUUUCAGGCUAUUGUUACCGGAGGCACCGCCAAAGAAAUUCCUUACACUGGGUUCCAAAUUCCGCUACAGUGGAAGAACACAAGCCCAAACCAGACGAGCCAGUGCACUAAUAGACCGUCCUGCACCUUACUUUGAGCGUUCUUCCAGCAAACGUUAUACUAUGUCUCGCAGUUUAGAUGGGGCAUCAGUGAAUGAAAACCAUGAAAUGUACAUGAAGGAUUCUAUGUCUGCUGCAGAGGUUGGUACUGGCCAGUACGCCACAACAAAGGGCAUCUCUCAAACCAACUUGAUAACCACUGUGACUCCAGAGAAAAAAGCAGAGGAAGAAAGAGAUGAGGAAGAGGGCAAAAAAAAAGGAGAGGAAAUCACUCCAGUCUCUGCAAUACGCCAUGACACAAAGACUGACAGUGAACAGACGGAUACCGCAGCUGAUGGUGAAACUACUGCCACAGAGUCGGAUCAAGAGGAAGAUGGAGAUCUCAAGGCACAGAAUAGUCUGAUUAAGCGAAUAAAGGGUGAAAAUGUGUAUGUCAAACAUAGUAAUCUUAUGUUAGAGGAGCUAGAUAAAAAUCAAGACGACCUGAUGAAACACCAGACCAAUAUAAGUGAACUGAAACGAACCUUCUUGGAAACCUCCACAGACACUACAGUGUCUAAUGAAUGGGAGAAGAGGCUUUCGACAUCUCCAGUUCGGCUUGCUACAAGACAGGAGGAAGCUCCUAUGAUUGAACCACUUGUGCCUGAAGAGACCAAAGAAGAAAAAGAAAAAUCUGAAAAACUUAUAUUUUUGCAGAAGGGAAGUACUACAUUCCUGGAGUCGCAGCCAAGAGAGAUAGAGAAGAAGCUGCAGGAAGGAGAAUCUGCUGGCACUGUUGUUACUUCUCAUCAAAUCAUUUUCCAGAAAAGUGUUCCAUCAUCCUUAGAGGGCACUGAGGAUUGGGUUAUUGUAGACAAAAUACCUACUGAGGUAGUUGAUGGUGAAUCGAAAAAAAUUGUGACAUACAAAGUAAUGACUGUGCGCAGUAAAACUGGUGACAUUCCACCUGAGAUAUUAAAAUCCAGUACCAUUGAAAUGCAAAGCUUUGAGGACUUGGAAAAUGAAAUACAAUCAAAAGAGGAGAAUAAACAGAAAAUGUACACCUUAGGAAAGUCCUAUGAUGCUGUAUCCGGGAAAAUUGUAACCAUGACAAGUAAAGCUAAAGAGGGAGAGAAAACAGUGCAGUCAUCACUAGAAGCGUUUCAAAAAAUGGAGAGGGGAAUGCCAGAAUCUGUGAAAAUCAUUCCAGUAGUGGCUGAAUAUGAAAUUCUAGAGCCCAUCACAGACGAAAAAGCCAGGAGGGGAUCCGAUGUACAGAGUACAAAAAGAAAGCUGUCCGAAUCUUUGACACCUAUAAAGGAAGCAGAGUCUCAGUUGCAUAGUCCUGAAGAGGAAAGUUUGAAGAAAGCACAAAAGAUGGACCAGGAUUUUCAUGGUGCACUGGGAAGCUUGCAGUUUGGCAGAGCUGAAAAACACCUUGACAGUGAAGCUCUGAAAGCAGGGGCAUUUGGUCGGAAAGAUAAGAGCCUGUCUGAGUGGAGAUAUUCCAGAGAACAGCCAUUUACCAUUGCUACUGCUCACUAUGUUUCUGAGUCGUCUGCAUCAAGAGUAGUGACUAAACAGUCCUCCAGUGAAAAAACCUUGGAUGGUUCAGAUAUCUUCAGUUUAUUAGAGUCUGCAAGAAAACCAACUGAGUUCAUAGGAGAGGUUACUUCUACUUCACAUAGCAGGGCUCAGAGAACGGAAACAAAGACCGGCCAGGAGAUAAGUGUCAGCGAAAUGAAGGAAGAGAUUCUGCCAUAUCAGGAUGCAGUGAAGAAGGUUGUGCAGGAGACUGUAUUGGUCGAGGAGAGAUAUGUGACGAAUGUGCAUGCAAGUGGGGAUGCUGUUAAAUUGGCUGGAGAUCAGCUGGAUGCUAUGGCACAGGCAGUAUCUGCUGUUGCUUCUAGUAUGAAAGGAAAGGAGGGUUCAGCUGUGACUGAGGGGGCUAAAGAGGAAAAAAGGGAGGAGGCUGAUAAAGCUGUAACCAAACGGGAAGAAAUUGCUGCUGCUGCUUCUCAUCAGCAAGAGGAGGAGCAGAGUGCAACAGUCCACGUUUCCGAUACAUUGGAAAGAAAACCUCAUGUUGAGCAGUCACCAGUUGUGAAGACUGAAACCAUCAGCUUUGGCAGUGUUUCUCCAGGUGGGGAGAAGCUUGAAAUGUCUACCAAGGAAGUUCCCAUAGUUCAUACAGAAACAAAAACCAUUACAUAUGAAUCAUCACAGGCAGAUUCUGGUGCUGACUCAGAGCCAGGUGUGUUGAUGAGUGCACAAACCAUCACAUCUGAAACUACCAGUACUACAACUACUACACAUAUCACGAAAACUGUGAAAGGAGGCAUUUCAGAGACAAGAAUUGAAAAACGAAUAGUCAUCACAGGAGAUGCCGAUAUUGACCAUGAUCAGGCGCUGGCUCAGGCAAUUAAAGAGGCCAAAGAGCAGCACCCUGACAUGUCAGUGACCAAAGUAGUGGUACAUAAAGAGACAGAAAUCACACCAGAAGAUGGGGAGGAUUGACCCACAGGAAUAAUUUAGCUUGCAUACGAAUCCAGUCAUGCACACCCUUAGGAAUACCAGAGCCUAUAUGGAGUCUCAGUUCUAACCUGACUGACUUGUAUCUGUCCAUGGAAAAUUUCAGUACCGAAGAAUUGAUCUUAAACGCUAAUAAAGACACUGGCAGAGAUA
Molecule: messenger RNA, 4033 nt
Organism: Terrapene triunguis (Three-toed box turtle)
Lineage: Eukaryota; Metazoa; Chordata; Testudines; Emydidae
Gene: EPB41L3
Product: erythrocyte membrane protein band 4.1 like 3
Exons: 26
Coding region: 104-3865 (1253 amino acids)
Biological process (GO): cortical actin cytoskeleton organization
Cellular component (GO): plasma membrane; cytoskeleton
Molecular function (GO): actin binding; structural molecule activity
Source: RefSeq, a predicted model, not a curated record